Messenger RNA from Laetiporus sulphureus 93-53, 1439 nucleotides. RefSeq lists its product as uncharacterized. The transcript has 7 exons. The record is from RefSeq and is a predicted model, not a curated record. The annotation marks the transcript as partial. NCBI's taxonomy places the organism in Eukaryota, Fungi, Basidiomycota, Agaricomycetes, Polyporales, Laetiporaceae.
UCGCGCCUCAUGCGCAUUGCCGCUCAUAAAUGUCUCCCCAUGACCCGGUUGGCUCUGUGGUGGUAUCAGUCAAGAUUAGGCUCCUCUCCUGGUUCACCGUCGAUCGGUGUCGUUGACUUGCUUAACGCUCCGAUCGUGGACUGGCGGCACCGGCGGCCUCAUGUAAUAAUGUCGCACCAGGCGCCCCGAAUAUGUCAAAGACGCCAAGUGAGAUUCGCCUCAGCGUGCUUCGACAGGUCGAGCCGCUGCACGGCUCAUGCUCCUCCCCCCAGUUCUCAUCUGUAUUCUGCAUUUAAUAUCUCAUUCUACAACCGUAGAGCAGCUUCGUUCCCUCAGUUGACUUCAUCGCCUAUGUCAUCGAUGCCCCUUGCCACUCGCGUGAUGGUGCUUCGCUCUGCUGAAGAGAAGUCCCCAAGACUUUCAGUAGAACUAACCGACAUGAUUAUCGACGAACUUCGUGACGACAUGUCGACCCUUCGAAACACCUGCAUCGUACAUAAGGUGACCGAUGUCCGUCAUCCGUGCGCGUUCUUCGAGCUCCUGUCCCGCUCUGAACAUCUUGGAUUGUAUGUGCGAGAGCUGCGCAUCAUUCUGCCAGAGCUGGACACACUGGGGCAGAGGGAGAUCGUCCAGAGCAUACCCUUACGAUGCAAAUGCGUACAGAAGCUCGAACUGCGUGGUGCUUGGAUAUCCUUCACGGAGAAGGAUUUCAGACAACUUGACGCGGUGAAAGAACUUACAUUGGUCAUAGAGCAUAGCAACAUUGAUGUCCUUCAAUCCGCUCUGCGGGCAUAUCAGGGACUCGAGAGCUUGACCGUUAACGCCCUUGAGGGCUCCAUAGAGGAUCGCAUCAUCUUUGAUUCUCCUGACCUGACUUUGAUUAGUUCUUCCUCGCACGGCCUUACCGGUAUUCUCUCAUCGUUGGCUUACCACCCGCUACCAUCAUUGGAGUCGCUUGCAGCUGCCAUCUCCACGGAGUGUGAUCUCGAGGCCCUAUGUGCAUUCCUGCGCAUACAUGGAAAGGAUAUUUCAUCUUUAGAUUUACGCUUUCCGAGGUGCAUCUUCAGCGUUCAUCGUAGUGCAUCAUCUCUUGCAGAUGUCAUAGCAAAAGGUUGUCUCAACUUUCAUCGGGUUAGCAUCUCGUCGCCAGUGCACUUAUGGUUCAAGGAAUUGGUUCCUGUCCUUGGACGCACUGCCGUGCAAGAAUUCGUGUUCGACUUCGAUGGUGCAGGAUUCUGGAUUUCGCCUACAGAUAAGAUCUUCGGGUCGGAGGCACCGUUCUCUGCAGCGACCAGUGUCACCAUGAACCUCUACGUUAGGCCCGCGGAUACGAUGUUCAUUGGGUUCUACCUACCUGAAUUCCGGCGAGAAUGGUCGAGGCUGCAUUCUUCGCAAGUGUUGUUCAUCAACGUUUUCCCUGAAGACGAGACCGAACGCGG